This is a messenger RNA of Mesocricetus auratus (golden hamster), 498 nucleotides long. Its product is annotated as glutamic acid-rich protein-like. Lineage: Eukaryota; Metazoa; Chordata; Mammalia; Rodentia; Cricetidae. The record is from RefSeq and is a predicted model, not a curated record. Bases 1 to 498 code for a protein of 165 amino acids. The transcript is spliced from 4 exons.
AUGGGCUUUGAUUUAGCUGUUCUGAUAUAUGACACCAGAGUGUCAAGUUUUUCACAGGAGGAUGAUAAGGAUGAUGAGGAGGAAGAUGAUGAUGAGGAGGAGAAGGAUGAGGAUGAUGAGAACGAGGAGAAAGAGGAUGAUGAUCAUGAGGAUGACAAAGAUGAGGAUAAUGUUGAUGAUCAGGAUGAUAUGGAUGAGAAUGAUGAUGAUGAUCGUGAGGAUGAUGAGGAUGAGGAUAAUUAUGAUGAAGAGAAGGAAGAGGAUGAUGAUCAUGAAGAUGAUGAGGAUGAGGAUAAUUAUGAUGAAGAGGAGGAGAAGGAAGAGGAUGACGAUCAUGAGGAGCAUGAGGAUGAUUAUGAGGAGGAGGAGGAGAAUCAUGAGGAUGAUGAUAAGGAGGAUGAUAAGGAUGAUGAUAAUGAGGAUUAUGAGGAUGAGGAUGAGGGUGGAUCAGAGAACCAAUUGGAAGAGGAGGAUGAAGAGGAGCCUGAAAGAGUGUAA